Messenger RNA from Rattus norvegicus (Norway rat), 5675 nucleotides. The record is from RefSeq and is a predicted model, not a curated record. NCBI's taxonomy places the organism in Eukaryota, Metazoa, Chordata, Mammalia, Rodentia, Muridae.
ACCGUGGACGCUCGCUGAUGGUUUCAAUUCUAGAGAGGAAAGGACACGAGGUUUCGGGAACGUGCUCUGGGCACUGUGUCCAGAAGCACACUUGGGACUGGAAGGCAGUCCAAGUUCACUGGCUUGGAUGUGCAUGAGAAUAGCUCUCGCAAGGAGGCUCAGGUCACCUCCUUGAUGGUUUUGCAAAGAACCCAGACCAGUGACGGAGCAUCCAGCACUCUGCAGCUUGGAGAAGAGGAAAGAAACCCGGCUGCCCACUGAGCGAUGAGCAAGGUGCCCUCGGCAUACAGGUUGCGCGGAGUCACCAGGUCAAAGGCAGGUCUGAUUGGCACGUACCGGGGCAGAACGGGGAAAAGAGUGGACUGCAGCUUCCCAGCGCAGUAGAUGUAGCGUGUCCGCGCAGCCCCGGGGCUCUAGCUAGCUGAGAGCUGGCAGAGAGCCGCGCGAGUUCCCCGGGGCGUCCCCGAUCGCGUGCCCCGCGGCCCCAGCGAGCGCCCAACUCCCUAACUCCGGGACUUUGGCAAAGCUGCAGCAGGCGGGGAGCGGCGGAGAAGCAGGACGCACCAUUGGAGCCCGCGGGGGGGGUAGCAGUCAGGAGCCGGGGCCCUCCUGCAUCCUGGAGGAUGGAGAUGCUCUAUAAGUAAAUGGAGGAUUGAAGAAUGGAGGCGCCUAGGGCUCAACCAUGGAUCUUUUGGCGGAAGGCGAGGUUCAAGACCUGGAAUGAGAAGCCAGGGGAUGAUGGGGUUGGAGCGCACCCCCACGGCGCUGACAUAGUGGAGGAGCCCUGCUCCCCCGCCGGCGAGCGGCGGAAGUGCCGCGGAGUUGGAGCGGGGCCGGCGCCGCGGCCGCUUCUGCUGGCCGAACUGCUGCCGCCGCCGGGCGGACGGGCGGACGCGCAAAGCCGGGGGCGGGCGCGGCGGGGCGGACCGGCCCCGAUGAGGCGCAAAGAGAAGCGGCUCUUGCAGGCGGUGGCGCUGGCUCUGGCGGCCCUUGUCCUGCUGCCCAACGUGGGGCUCUGGGCUCUGUACCGCGAGCGGCAGCCGGACGGCAGUCCUGGGGGAUCCGGGGCGGCGGUGGCCCCGGAGGCGAUACAGGGUUGGUUUUCCUCCUGCAGAGCUUGGGAGCUGCUUUUGACAUUCCCACCGCAGGAAUCCCAAGCCCAGCUCCUCCUUCAGAGCCAGGAACUCUGGCUUUGGACUCAGGCAUCACCAGGAAGGCACCUCUUGGACACCCUGGACUUACCCUCAUACACAGAAUCUGUGGCUGAAUUACACAGUCGGCAAAAAAAGACACUUUUCUUGGGAGCUGAACAAAGGCUGAAGGACUGGCAUAACAAGGAGGCUAUCAGGAGGGAUGCGCAGCGCGUAGGAAAUGGAGAACAGGGGAAGCCUUACCCCAUGACCGAUGCUGAGAGAGUGGACCAGGCAUACCGGGAAAACGGAUUUAACAUCUACGUCAGUGAUAAAAUCUCCCUGAAUCGCUCUCUCCCCGAUAUCCGGCACCCAAACUGCAACAGUAAGCUUUACCUGGAGACGCUUCCCAACACCAGCAUCAUCAUCCCUUUCCACAACGAGGGCUGGUCCUCACUGCUGCGCACCGUUCACAGCGUGCUCAACCGCUCGCCCCCAGAACUCGUGGCGGAGAUCGUGUUGGUCGAUGACUUCAGUGACCGAGAACACCUGAAGAAGCCACUAGAAGACUACAUGGCCCUGUUCCCCAGCGUGAGGAUUCUCCGGACAAAGAAACGGGAAGGCCUGAUAAGGACCCGAAUGCUGGGGGCUUCGGCCGCCACCGGAGAUGUCAUCACAUUCUUAGAUUCACACUGUGAAGCCAACGUCAACUGGCUCCCCCCUUUGCUUGACCGCAUCGCUCGGAACCGAAAGACCAUCGUGUGCCCAAUGAUUGACGUCAUCGACCACGAUGACUUCCGGUACGAGACACAAGCCGGGGACGCCAUGCGGGGUGCCUUUGACUGGGAAAUGUAUUACAAACGAAUCCCAAUCCCUCCAGAGCUGCAGAAGGCGGACCCUAGUGACCCAUUUGAGUCUCCUGUGAUGGCCGGAGGGCUGUUCGCUGUGGAUCGGAAAUGGUUCUGGGAGUUGGGCGGAUACGACCCUGGCUUGGAGAUCUGGGGAGGGGAGCAGUAUGAGAUCUCCUUCAAGGUGUGGAUGUGUGGGGGCCGCAUGGAGGACAUCCCCUGCUCCAGAGUGGGCCACAUCUACAGGAAGUAUGUGCCCUACAAGGUCCCUGCCGGAGUCAGCCUGGCCAGGAACCUGAAGAGAGUGGCUGAGGUGUGGAUGGAUGAGUAUGCAGAAUACAUCUACCAGCGCAGACCGGAAUACCGCCACCUCUCAGCUGGAGACGUUGUGGCCCAGAAAAAACUCCGAGGCUCCCUCAACUGUAAGAGCUUCAAGUGGUUUAUGACCAAAAUUGCCUGGGACCUGCCCAAGUUCUACCCACCUGUGGAACCCCCGGCUGCGGCCUGGGGGGAGAUUCGCAAUGUGGGCACAGGACUGUGCACAGACACGAAGCAUGGCACAUUAGGCUCCCCGCUGAGGCUUGAGACCUGCAUUCGGGGCCGUGGGGAGGCUGCCUGGAACAGCAUGCAGGUCUUCACCUUCACCUGGCGGGAGGACAUCCGGCCUGGAGACCCUCAACAUACCAAGAAGUUCUGCUUCGACGCUGUUUCCCACACCAGCCCAGUCACCCUCUAUGACUGCCACAGCAUGAAGGGCAACCAGCUGUGGAAAUACCGCAAGGACAAGACCCUGUACCACCCUGUUAGCGGCAGCUGCAUGGACUGCAGCGAAAGUGACCACAGGAUCUUCAUGAACACCUGCAAUCCCUCCUCCCUCACCCAGCAGUGGCUCUUUGAACAUACCAACUCCACGGUCUUAGAAAAUUUCAACCGAAACUGAGUCCUUAGACCUCCUUGACAAGCCCCUCAGGUUGCUGUGGCACUCAUAGACCUUCCUCCUGUGGGAGAAGAGGCAUCCGUGGGCACCAAGGUGCUGGGCCAAGUGGCUUGGGACAGAGGGUUCUUGAAGUACUUGCGUGGUGGGGCCAUGGGGAGAAGAGACCACACGAACAGCUCUCCAAGAAGGUAGAGCCUGCUUACAUAGUAGCAGAGUUCACCAGCCUGUCAGCAUUGUCUCCUAAAGGUUAGGGUUGAACCAGAAAAUCAGUCCUACGAGGUUGCCUAGCCCUUGGGCUACUGCCAGACAAGACAGUGCCCUAGAAGGAAAGGUGGUAUUGGCCUUGGGACAGAUUUUAAGCCUGUGUGCUAGCUACUGGCAAGGAUGUCUGCCCGUGCUGAGGGGAGACUGCCAGUACUGCCCAGCUUCUAUGUUGGUCCAGGGCACUGAGAGCCCACUGGGACCUCAGAGUGCUCUGUAGCUAGCGCUGGCCAGCAACCAGACAAGGAGCUUCUUUCUCUGCAGCCAAAUGUAAGGGGUGUCUUCCCUGGCUCUCUGGGUAUUUCAGAUGCCCGUUCUAGUUACAGGGCUAUCCGGGUACCAGGUUUUCGGGGCUGGUUCAGCUGGCUCAGUAGACCUCCAGACCAAACAGCUCCCAGCCAAUGCUUCCAAAGCCCUUUCUCUGUGCUUUCCUUGGCAGCUCCCCUGCCUUGGAGAGGAACGGGUGCUGCGAGAUGCUCACCUCCAGAGUUCCCCUGGGGGUGGCGGCUUCCCCCAGAUAAUGACCGUUGUGGUUCCAACCUCACAGAACCCUGGAGUUUCUGAAAAGUGCUGCAAACAAAGAUGAGCCAUGGCAUGCGUGGGCACAGAGCGCAAGCAUCCAGGUGUCAGGCAACCCCUCACCCGAGCGGAGGCAGUGGGACACCGGAAGCUUUGGUACAACCCAGUGCCCUGUGAGGAGUGAGGACGUCCCCUUUAACCCCAUGUCUCAAAUGAGAACUUACCCUCCAAGGAUGUGGUUACUUGACCUUGUCAUUUGCCAGUGAAGUAACUGAGAUGUGGUCCUGGGGACAGAGCCCUGCCUUAGAGAUGCUGGGAUCAGGGUCAUCCAGUCCUCAGGUCGGCCAGAUGGCUGGUGUAGAGUCACCUCCAUGCAACCCCUGCGCUGUCACAGCUCCCUUGUGGAUUUCUAGUGUCCUUUUCCAUAUGAGCAUUCUACCUGACAAAUGACCAGCUGGGAAGGAGUCAGAGGGGGUGGGGGGUGAGCGUCUAGAAUCCAGUGGGGACACGUGUUGCAGCCAAGGGGAGUCGAGUCCUCGGAGAGCAAUGCGGCCUCAUUUCAAUAAAAACCGUGCCUUUUACAAAGAGAAAAUGCAGUCGAGCAGCUGACUCCCUAAACUUGAACCACUUCUUAGUGCCUUGCUAGACAGACGGGUGGGGGGGGGGGGGCUUACGCAGGUCCUAUGAGCAGACUGGGUGUCUUUAUAUCUGACUUCAAGCAGAAAGUGCUAGGCUUGGAGCAGAACUGAGACCCAGAGGCCCCCCACAGUAGGGAAACUGCCUAUCUGUGCAGCCCUCCCUGAGACUGGACAGCUCUAGUAGCCUACAAGUUCUAGAGACCUGACAACCCUGUGGGUAGGAGGUGCUGAUCCCCCCAGAAGUGCUCUGCCCGUCCCUCGCUAUCAGGGGCGAGCUGUAUUUCCAGGUGAUGUUAAGCCGGUGGUUAAAGCAGAUGCUGCCACAAGCCAUCCCUGGCCUUGCUUGCCCCAUUCAUUUCCAUUCUCAUCUGGUUUGCCCCCUCCUCCAGUGGUCACUUCCUCUGAGCUCACCUCAGCAUCUGUGACUGCUGGACUCUGACCUUAAAGCAUAAGACUUGAGGAGGUGUGUCACAGGAAGGACCAGGCGGGCCUAGUGGCUGGCUACAGGUACUUCAAUCCCCACCUUGUUUUGGCUUCAGGUGUGGAAACCCUUGUCCAGAAGAGUCAGGUUUCUACUCUGCACAGGCAGGAAGGCCUGUGGACACGCCACAGCCAAGCAACAAGCCAGGCAGCUGGCCUCUCUUCCUCCAAAGCUUUACUUCAAGGCUAAGACUGCAAAACAAAAUGCGGUUAGAAAGUCACCUCCCAAAUGUUCCAGAAACAUUUUUGGAAUGCAGUGUCCUUGCUACGAGGCCUUUGUGUGGCAAGCUGUCUUACCCUGUCCUGCCACCUGGAGUGUCUGGCUUUAAAAGCAGCCGGCAAUGGUGGACCUUCAGUUGUGGCGGGAGCUGCUCUGAUGGGCAAGCCUAGUGGAUUCCCAGAGUCAGCACCACGACUCCCCUUCAGUCCUUCCUGUUACGCUUCUCCCUGCGUGUAGCCAAGAAGUGGUGGCGUGUUUAACUGAAGACAGGCAGUGGGAAAGGGACAAGGAGUGCAGUUCCACCCUGCAUCCGGUCAACACUUGCUGCUGGUGCUUUCUACGACAAAUCCUAGUCAUAUUUUGGUUUAAGGUUUUGAUGCUGAAUCAGGGCCCUGCUGCCCCCAUUGGGUGAGAGUAAUAGCUGUUUCGAGAUCUUAACAGGUUCCACUCUGCUCUGACGGGAAGGCUGGGGUCCCCUGGGGUGGGGGGGCUGCAGGCAGGGAAGCUGGGCACUGAGACAGGGUUCUGUGGGGGAAGCCCAAGACCACCCACCUCUCCUGGAAGAGUGAGCUCUGUAAAAGAUGACUUACCAUGUUCAGUUGUGACUGUGAUUGUUCAAUAAAUCUCCAGAGUUUCUCUAAA